CACCAUCCACACAACCGAUGGUCACACCCAUUGCUUCGCAGACAGCUGUGAGACCUGCAGUGUUGCCUACAGCUCCCCCAGCCAUUUAUGCAGAUCCCUCCCAAUUCCCUGCACCACCAGCCAACAGACCUGCAGUCUCGCCCACAGACCCACCAUCUGUUUAUGCAGAUUCAUCCCAAUCAGCUGCACCUCCAGCAAUCAGACCUCCAUCACCAGCCAACAGACCUGCCGUCUCCCCCACAGACCCACCACCUGUUUAUGCAGAUCCAUCCCAAACCUCUGCACCACCAGCAAUCAUACCUCUAUCAAGAGCUAACAGACUUACAGCCUUACCCACAGCCCCACCAUCCAUCUAUGCACGUCCAUCCCAAUCCCCUGCACCACCAGCCAUCAGAUCUGCAGUCUUAGGCACAGACCCACCACCUGUUUAUGCACAUCUAUCCCAAUCGCCUGCACCACAAGCAAUCAUACCUCCAUCAACAGCGAACAUACCUACAGCCUCACCCACAGUCCUGCCAUCCAUCUAUGCAGUGGUGAACAUUGAUGGAAGCUCACCAAGGACAGAUUUAAACCCAUCCCCUGAGGCAGGUCUGGACUCUGCGCAAUGGCUAAACGCUGGGACCCCAGAGGUAAAUCUUUACAUGACGAUAGUUCAGUAUUUCUGUGUAGCCUUGGCCAAACAUUUUUGA
Clarias gariepinus (North African catfish) is the source of this 689-nucleotide messenger RNA. RefSeq lists its product as uncharacterized. The record is from RefSeq and is a predicted model, not a curated record. The transcript is spliced from 3 exons. Bases 18 to 689 code for a protein of 223 amino acids. Lineage: Eukaryota; Metazoa; Chordata; Actinopteri; Siluriformes; Clariidae.